Molecule: messenger RNA, 1390 nt
Organism: Solanum verrucosum
Lineage: Eukaryota; Viridiplantae; Streptophyta; Magnoliopsida; Solanales; Solanaceae
Exons: 3
Coding region: 165-1208 (347 amino acids)
Source: RefSeq, a predicted model, not a curated record
GUCAUUUUCUUGUCUUUGUCCUCUCCCUCUACAUAUCCCCUUUUCCAUCUUUUCAUUGUUAACGUCCUGACUAUCUCCAAGAACCCAUUUCAGUUCCACUCGAAAUAUACCAAAAAAGUGGAGAGGAAAAGGUCAAUUUUUUUUCAUUUUCUUGCUCUCAAAUCAUGGAUCUUUGGUCUGUACAUGUUAAGAACACCAAUCUGCUAUUCAGAAAUUCAAUUUCUGACAAGCACUUUGUUUCUGGCUAUUUGAAAAAUGUCAGAGUUGAAAAUUGGAAGGUGUUUGAGAUCAGAGUUCCUAAAAGACGGGCUUUUUCUGGUUCUGGGUAUCACUCUUUACUGGUUAAAGCUAUGGGUAAGAAGAACUCCGACAAUUCCUCUUCUUCAGGGAAGGGCCCAGAAGAAGAUAACUUAAAAGGAAGCAACCCAUCUUCUGAAAACGAUAGCUCAAAGGAUACUGGAUCUCCGAAAUCUCAUCAGAAGCCCUUGGACUGGAGGGAAUUCCGAGCAUCUCUUUACAUUCAGGAGCUGGCAGCAAAUGCAGUCUCUGACACUCAAAAGCAAGAGGGAACAAGUUUUGGUCCCAAAGCUCUUCCCUUGAAGUGGGCGCAUCCAAUUUCAGCACCUGAGAAUGGCUGUGUUCUUGUUGCCACUGAAAAGCUCGACGGAGUUCAUACGUUUGAAAGAAAAGUAAUUUUCCUCCUCAGAUCUGGAAACAGGCACCCGCAAGAGGGUCCAUUUGGUGUAGUCAUAAACCGGCCACUAGGCAAAAAGAUCAUAGACAUGAAACCCACAAAUGUUGACCUGGCAACAACCUUUGCUGAUUGUUCGUUGCACUUUGGUGGGCCCCUUGAGGCAAGUAUGUUUUUACUAAGAACAGGGGCUGGUUCAGGGCUACCUAGGUUUGAAGAAGUGAUUCCUGGCGUGUGUUUUGGAGCUCGAAACAGUUUGGAAGAAGCAUCUGCAUUGGUAAACAAAGGGGUGCUUAAAUCUCAUGAUUUCAGAUUCUUUGUUGGCUAUGCGGGGUGGCAGCUUGACCAGUUGAGGGAAGAGAUUGAAUCUGGCUAUUGGUAUAUUGCGUCUUGUAGUGCAAAUCUGAUAUUUGCAGGUUCGCAAAUUUCGUCAUCAGAGAGUUUGUGGGGAGAAAUAUUACAGUUGAUGGGUGGUCAGUAUUCGGAAGUAAGUCGGAAGCCUAAGCAAGACAUAUAGCUUCUCAAUGGUCACUUUACUGUCAAACCGAACACAUUCAGUUUGUGUGAAGUCAAAUGUACAUAUGGUGGCACAGGUCCCUAAUCUAGUAGAGUAAUCGUUUUCCAUUUCUGCAUCUCUUAGACCUUGGUAAUAAGUUAGUAUAUGAUAAAUGUAUGUAAAAGAUAAUGUUUGGAGGAUCC